CAACAUAGAAAGUGAUCCUUCACUGUCAAGUAGCAGCAUUGUUCUGGCUUCCGAGCUAGGAGAACUUUUUGUCCCUUUUACUUACAGAAGAAGCGAUGGAGCUCUAAAGACUUCUGGUUUAGGAAGCUGGUUACUGGAUCGAUGGCCAGGAAAUGAUUGGUUUUGGAUGCUGCAAGAGGGAAACUAUUCGGAGCUUUUUGGUCAGGUUUGGGAAUGGUACUGAUUUAGUGGUUACAGUAGAAGAUGGAUAUUGGACAGCACCCUAUAUUGACUGUAAUUUGACCACUAUGUGGCAUAUUACAUAUGGUGUUCCAUUCUUCUCUAGAAGCAAUGAUGAACUGUAUUUCAAGGGCGUUGUGUCGGUGACUUUACCAAUGAUUAACGUCGACAUAGAUCAGUGUGACGAUGGAAACCGUCUAUCUGCGUUCUCAUCAUCUCACCACUGUGAUACAGCAACAACACAGUGUGUACCAGUACAUGGAAAAGGGUUUCGGCGAGGUGCUUACAAAUGUUUAUGCAAGCCCAAUCAUUACCCAGCAUCUACAGAAGCUCAACGCCGAGGCUCCAAUUACUACGAUGGUGAAGUUGUAGAAAAUGCCUAUGUUGAAAGUGUGCUUUUAGGGCCGAACAAAGUUUCAAGCAGUUUCCAGUGCUUGCCUUGUCGAGUUGGUUGUGACGUCUGCAUAGGCGACCAACCGUGUUACGUUGAAUACGAUCUGAUGUUACGCAGUCUUGUUCUUUGUUUCCAGAGUUUCUGCAGUACCAUUGUUAUCAUACUUAUCAUCGUUGUUUUCUUUUUGCGGAAGAAAAGGAUUUUCUCCACUUCAAUGUGGGUAAUGCUAGAAACGAUACUUGUGGGGGCGCUUCUCCUCUAUCAGACGGUUAUAAUUCGUUAUUUUGAGCCAAGUGUAACAACUUGUAUGUUAGAACCAUGGUUCCGAGGUUUGGGCUUUGCUAUUUGUUAUGGAGCUAUUACUUUAAAAAUAUACAGGAUAUUAGCUGAAUUUCAGACCAGGAAAGCUCACAGAGUCUGCGUCCGCGACAAAGACUUGCUCAAGUAUCUUCUGGCAAUUAUUAUGGUAGUUAUUGGAUAUCUCCUAGCAUGGACUGCUGUUAUUAUAGACAACAUGAAUGAAGGUUAUAGCGUAGUAGCUCACGAACAAACUCCAAUGGGCCUCAAAUACGUCAUAUGCCGAGCACUUUGGUGGGACUACGUCACCGAAGUUGGUGAGCUACUUUUUCUUCUAUUCGGAGUGUUCCUCACUUACAAAGUUCGCAAUGCUCGCUCUGAUUGCUUCCACGAAAAGGAAACGUUAGCUUGGUCAAUCUACGUAGAAGCACUGGUCUCCCUGCUUAUGUACACUAUCAGGCACGUUGUGUGGUCCAAUCUGUUGCCUGAUUACAUCUACCUUCUAUAUUUCCUUCGCUGCCAGUGUACGGUCACUCUCAUCUUAUUUUUCAUCUUCGCACCGAAACUCUGGUAUCAUGUCCGUCCACCGGAGAUGGACUACCAGUCCGGGCGUCAGUUAUCUUCGUGUGGAGAUGUCCGGGACCAUCCACCUGAGACACUCAAGCUGCAUGAAGCAAUUACAUCGAACGGUGACGUAGAUUUUUCGGAUAUCAACCUCAGCGACAUGGAUCCCGAAGAUAUUCGUUUUGAGCUGCGACGCGUUUACACGCAACUUCAAAUUCUGAGGAACAUCACAAUGAGGAAAGGAAAUCCACACAUCUCACGACGCCGGGGUGGUAGAAAAGGCACGCAUCGUCGAUUCUCGUUGCAGCCCUUCCACCAUCGCCACAAGCAUUACCACGAUCAUGAAGUAACUGAGAUUUCUAAAACACCAGAAGAAUCCACUGCUAGUGCUGAUGGAACUAUGGUUGCUGCAAGCGAUAACGCAUCUACUCGUCAAAGUGAUGAUCAUAAUAAUUCGGGAACUCCAACUGUUACUUUCAAAGAUGGUCCCAAGUGAUCAAAGAACUAGAUCUUGCUUGUUGGCAUGCCCCAACAUGGUCAUUUAGUGAGAUCUAUUUAAGAUCUUGACGUUAAGUCAUAAAUGUGGUAUGUAUGUCGGGAUCUUCAAAGCUCAAUUGUUUAUUCGCUAGCCUUGUUGUAUAAAAAUGGGCAGUGACUAGAUGUUCGUAAUUAUGUAUUGUAAAUGCUUAACAGCUGCUUUUAGAGCCGUGAGCAAAUUUUUUAAAUGUACAUACAGAUGACAAACACCGCUAUGCUUAAUUUUCUUUUUUCAAAACUGCCAAUCUAACCAGUUUUUAAUAUUUAAAUUAUUUAAUUGAAUCAAACGGAGAUGAAAGACUUAGAAAUUUUAAUCAGAUUUGACUUCUAGUGUUGAACCGUUAUAACUAGUAUUCAAUUACAAAUUAAGCGAAAGGAAUUAUAAGUGAUUUGCUGAAGGUUUCCGAUCUGCGUUGUUUUCAAGAACACAAACUGUCUCCGAAAAUGCGGGAAAACAAAUACAAAAAGCGUUUUGGCAUAAAUAUCAGAAUAAUGUUUUUCCUCGAGUCAGUAAUCUAAAAAUAAGCAUUUUCAUUAAUGCAAUGUAUAUAGAGAAUUCAUGAAAUCGUUUUCGCAAGUGUUUUCAGUUACACAAAUUUUACACAAUUAGCAGUUAAAUCAGCAAGAUGACAGAGAAAUUAUAAAUGUAAAAUAAAAUAAUUAGCGAAUUAUUGUUUAAAUAGUAUAGUGCUAGCAAAAUGUUUGCAGUAGAUCUACGUUAUUUGAAAUUCUAUUUUCUAAGUAACUUGCAGAUCAAAUAUUUAGCAUUUCAAAUAUUAAAUUUUGCAGAAUACGAGAUUUUUACGUCUGAAUAAUAAAGCCAAACAUCUAAAGCAAUAUAUGCAGUGAAAUUGUAAGAGGAUCUUGCUAAUUAUAGUCUGAAGUCUUGAUCGGAAUUUUCUUGCCAAUUGUACCGAAAUUCGUUAUAAUGUUAUUUUUUUAUUUUAUUUCUUUAGACCUAAAUUUCACAUAAUACUGAGGUCUUGACGGCAAAUAAUUUCUUGCGUGUGUAUCAUGGCAAAUAAUCUUGUAAGUGUAUUUUGGCAAAUUUUGUAUGUGUAUUAUGGCAGAUAAUUUCAUGCGUGUGCAUUACGGCAGAUAAGUUCUUGCGAACGUAUCAUGGCAAAUAAUCUCUUGUGAGUGUUUAUAGUGGAGAUUUGGAUAUUUUAUAGUUAUUUAUAAAAUAUCAAGAUGCCAUUCCAUUGUAACGUUUCUAUUCAACAUUUUGUUCGUUGUGUGAUAAUAUAUGUUUGUAAACAUUCAAUGUUUAGCGUUGUUUAAACUUCAGAAUGGUGUUUUAAUGAUGAAGUGCGGCAGGAAGCUGAAACACUGAUGGACACUUUUCCCGCAGGAAGGGGGAUAAAUUUGUUGGAACAGAAAAUAGGAUAAAAUAAAAGAGAGAACCCGUAUGAAGCGUAAAAGAAGUAAAUAUUUCCACCUCAUUUUUAUCUACUUUCCCUUGUUCAGUAGUCACGUAUAAUUAAUGUAUAUAUUUCGUUAACUUGAAAACUAGUCUCUUGUAGUCAUAUAUAUGUAUAAUUAUCUCGAACAGUAGUCAUAACAUAUAUUUAAUUUUUUCUUCCUUCCAAAAUACUCUUGAAUAAAAAUUAAUAAAUUAGUUUUAAGCUUUAAAAAAGAUUCUCGCGAAGUUGUAAUUAAUGUAACCUUUAUAUAUUGACAUUUAGAGUCUUCCUAUGGUGUAAUAAUUAAUUAAGCCAUAUAAUACCUCCCACUAAAAAUCCCUAGGGCUAAUAAAUGCAUUUCAGUAGGAGUAGCUAUGGAGAGUAAGAUGAUGAAUGUGUUACUUAUUUCUUCAGCUUUAAAAGGACUUCAGUAGAUAAUAAAGGAUAUGUGGGAAAUAUUAUAUGAUAAACUUGAGUUUUUAAAGAAAUUCUUUUUCCUUACGAUUUCUGACCAAAUAAUUUACAUCUUCAACUUUAUUUCAAAAUUCUGAGAGAGAAUGAUUUAUGAUUAAGGCUGAAAUCAGUUUCGAGGUUUCUCCGUUAAGGUAAAAAAACAUAGCCUAUAUACUUUUUACUUUUUCUUCAACUUUCAGUUUCUUUUUUUUUUCCAAUACUUUCUUAUGUAAUAAUGAAACGGAAAGAAAACUGAAGGGCCACUAAAAUAAAAUCUAAGAAUUAGGAUGUGUACAAUUACAGCAUUUAUUGAUUAUUAAGAAUCUUGAAAUUCCAGAUAAAAAUAAAACAUGCUAACUUAAGCUUAGAUAAACAGUGGCUUUAAACAUUUUAUUGGCGUUAAUUUAGCAUAAAAAAUGUUAGAUUUUUGUACUAAAAAGGGCCCAAGUUUUCCAGUUGAAACACGUCUAACCGUUUUUAUGUAUAAUUGAAUGCCAAUAUGAAGUUAAAAAUCAAAGUUUAUCAGCCAGCAUGCAUGUGUUUUUUGCCAAGAAUACCAAAGUUUAGAUAAAAAUAUUAUCUUUAUUUUGUAUAUUAAACAAUCGAAUCACUUUUAAUCAUUCUAUCAUUUCUUUAUAGCUCUCAUUAGAAAUUCCUCAAGCAGUUUAUUGAGGACUAGAAUUACUGUUAAGCAUUGCUUGUUUUAACAAAUUGCAAAUGUCAAUCUUGUACCACCAAAAUGAAUAAAUGUAAGUUUAUAUUGUUAUUUAUGAA
Molecule: messenger RNA, 4641 nt
Organism: Stegodyphus dumicola
Lineage: Eukaryota; Metazoa; Arthropoda; Arachnida; Araneae; Eresidae
Product: metabotropic glycine receptor-like
Biological process (GO): G protein-coupled receptor signaling pathway
Cellular component (GO): membrane
Molecular function (GO): G protein-coupled receptor activity
Source: RefSeq, a predicted model, not a curated record